This is a messenger RNA of Thrips palmi, 435 nucleotides long. Its product is annotated as protein POLR1D-like. The transcript has 2 exons. Lineage: Eukaryota; Metazoa; Arthropoda; Insecta; Thysanoptera; Thripidae. The record is from RefSeq and is a predicted model, not a curated record. Bases 1 to 435 code for a protein of 144 amino acids.
AUGGAUGAUGAGGAAUUAGAAAGGUUAGCAGCUGAAGAGCUGCUGAAGGAAGCUAAGCAAGGUGCCGCCAGAGCAGUAGUACAUGGUGCGUUAGGGUGGAAAAAAGAUCAUGCACCCCGCCCCAAUAAACGCUUCCUUACCACAACUUUAGCGAACACCAUGCAACACAACCACAGAAGGUCUCGCUCCCGUUCAACAUCUCCUUACCACAAGUACAACCGUUCAAGGAGAGGGAAUUCUAGUCAUGAAUCAACCCACAGAGACAAGCACCGUCACAGAUCAAGAGAACGUCACCGAGACGAUCGAGAGUCUAGAAGAGAUAAAAGUGCAAAGAAGGAAAGAAGUGAAGUGAAACAUAGCUCUAAGAAACAUUCAAAGGAUAAGGAAAAAGAUGAAAGGAAAAGUCAUAGAUCGAAAAGGGGUCACAGUCAUUAA